Lachnellula hyalina is the source of this 522-nucleotide messenger RNA. RefSeq names its product NADH-ubiquinone oxidoreductase 17.8 kDa subunit, mitochondrial (gene nuo17.8). Gene Ontology annotation, cellular component: mitochondrion. The coding region runs from base 1 to 522 and encodes 173 amino acids. NCBI's taxonomy places the organism in Eukaryota, Fungi, Ascomycota, Leotiomycetes, Helotiales, Lachnaceae. The record is from RefSeq and is a predicted model, not a curated record. The transcript is spliced from 3 exons.
AUGCUUGCACUUCGGCCAAAGGCAGUACGGGCUGCUGAGCGCCUUCCUACAGCUGUUUCUCGAAGUACACGACGAUACGCGUCUGGACACGGCGCAGACCAUGCCCACCAUGCGGAACCCAAGGAUGAGCCGUUAGGACCUCAAUUAUACAUUCUCCUUGCCGCGAUCCCCAUCUCAAUUGGAGUCUAUAAGAUUUCCAGACCCGACAAGGAUGGGAAGAUGACGGGGCUGUCUCAAUUGAUCGACAAAUAUUCGUCCUACAAGGAUGCAUUGACAGCGCGGAAUACUCUUCAUACUGAUAUGAUUGAACAAGCUGCCUUUGACAGCAACUUGUACAAGAACUCGAAAGGGUCCAAGCAUGUAGACUUGAAGUUUCCAGAGAUCUUCAAUACAGGUUCACCGUACAAUGUAGUUGCUGGACAGGGUGCGAGGGGUAUUGAUGAGAUGGUAGCCCAUUAUCAGAAGUUGAAUGCGGAUGCGGAUGAGCGGAAAACUAAGGCAUUGGCUGCGAAGGAGGAAUGA